AUGAAACCUACUUCAUGUAUUGAUUAUUUUGUUUCAAAUCCCAUUCAGACUACGAGUGAUGAGAAAGAUUCUGUGAGGAAUAUAGUCACAGAAAUAAAGGAUGGACAACAAUCUGGGACAGUGUCUCCUCAGAAACAAUCGGCCUGGAAGGUUACAUUUAAAAAGGAAGUUUCUUUUUUGAAUAUUGCCACAAGAAUAAUGGGUGGUAGGAAAUCUAGAACAGAGUAUCCUGAGAAUCUGCCCACCUUGAAGGCCACAAUUGAAAAUAAAGAUUCUGUUCUGAAUACAGCCCCCAAAAUGAAGGAUGUACAAACAUCCACACCAGCAGAACAAGACUUAGAAAUGGCAUCAGAGGGAGAGCAAAAGAGGCUUGAAGAAUAUGAAAAUAACCAGCCACAGGUGAAAAACCAAAUACAUUCUAGGGAUGACCUUGAUGGCAUAAUUCAGUCAUGUCAAAUAGCCUCAGAGGAUGAUGAUUUGCUUUGCUCUAAUUGUAAGAAAGUCAUAUUACUCAUUGAUCAACAUGAAAUGAAGUGUAAAGGUAGGACCAAUGCAUAAAUAUAAGGCGUUUUAAAAAUCCUAUAGCAAUGUAUGCACACAUUGCUUAGCACUGUACCAUAGAGUACUGAUAUGUUACAAGAAUGUUCAUCUCAGAAAUAUGCCUUAUGUUAAAAUAGAAUGAAAACAACUGUAUCUUAUACCUUCUCAGCCAAAGAGCUAUGAUCAUUUCACUGUACUUUUCUCAGUGUGAAUGGCACACCCAAUGUGUUUGUUUACUCUGCUUCUCUUCUAUGCCAUUACCCAUUUACCCAUGGUCAGGUUACCAUUUCCUCCCACCUGAAAUACUGUGAUAACCUUCUAACUGUCUUUCCUACUAUUCCACCUUCCAAAACCACGGCUUGUUCUGCAAUCAUAACUAUAUAGUUGUAAAAAAUCACACCUGAUCAUGUUACGUGCUUGCUGAAAACCCAGCUGCCAUUUAUUGCUAUAAGGUAUGGAUCUC
This is a messenger RNA of Nomascus leucogenys (northern white-cheeked gibbon), 1003 nucleotides long. RefSeq names its product ankyrin repeat domain-containing protein 36B-like. Bases 1 to 558 code for a protein of 185 amino acids. NCBI's taxonomy places the organism in Eukaryota, Metazoa, Chordata, Mammalia, Primates, Hylobatidae. The record is from RefSeq and is a predicted model, not a curated record. The transcript is spliced from 7 exons.